Molecule: messenger RNA, 879 nt
Organism: Mya arenaria
Lineage: Eukaryota; Metazoa; Mollusca; Bivalvia; Myida; Myidae
Product: natterin-3-like
Exons: 2
Coding region: 103-537 (144 amino acids)
Source: RefSeq, a predicted model, not a curated record
AGCUCGAAUGCUUGAGUUCAUCACAACCUUCGAGCAAGACUUAGGGAGACAACAUAACUUGAACAUUUCAGCAAGUCUCUUGUUUUCAGGAUUUUACAAAGCAUGGCGGAGUGGCAGUCCACGAGUGGCGGGGAUAUACCAGACAACGCCGUGCGGGCUGGAUAUGAGGAAAAUGGCCAGCCGCUGUUUAUUGCCCGGGCUGAGAUGGAAGACGGCGUUAAGACGCCCGGCAAAGCGGGUCCUAAGCUUUCGGGCGCACACAUUCCCUGGGGCAACAAGGAGGUGGUCGUCGAAAAUUACGAAAUCCUUGUCCAUUCUCCAAACUCGGUCGGAUAUUACGAGUGGCUACCUUGUUCCGGGGGCGAUGUGCCCGAAAACGCGUUUAAGACAAGCGACGGAAUUUAUAUUGGCCGUUGCCACUACGAGGGUGGACUGGUUCCCGGUAAGGUAUCCACAUCGCACGGCUGCGCUUACAUUUCUUACGGAGGAGAGGAAGAGGAGCUCCCGGAAUACCAGGUUCUCUGCCGCAUUAAAUAAUUAUCAAGUUGUAAUAAAUAGAAAAAAACGUGUAUACAGUGAAUUAGAAUACAGAUUAUUCUUUUGAAAAUAUUUUAGACAUUUCAUCGACAUUAUUUUGUUAUGAAUUAACUGAAAUAUAAACCUUAGAAAAAAUACAAGCUUGGACGAAAAUGAAUGUGAUAAUGUAUUUUUAUUAAAGCGAUGUUACUACGAAAUGAUUUUGAAUACGUACAUAAUGAUGUAUCAGUAACGACAAUGUUUGAGAUUAAAUGCUUAAAGCCAUAAAGGUCAUGGAUGUUUAUAUUGCAUGCGUCUGGCGUUAAAGGUGCACUCUUACUCCUAAAUAAGAUUUACUACAAU